AUGCCUGUGUACGCAGAGGGCAUCCGCCACCAGCGGAACUGCCCCGUGGGUGCUGCUGAGGAAGCAGCAGCAGCAACAGCAGCAGCAGCAGCAGCAGCCGCAGCAGGUGGAUCAGGAGAUGGUUUUACUUCAACAUCUGAAGACAUAGGAGACAGUUCUGAAGAUGAGACAACGAGCACAGACUCUGAAGAUUACGCUCUAAGGAGACAGCGGAGACAGAGGAGACAGAGGAGACAGCAGAGACAGCAGGAACCUCAGAAACUCUGUACUGAUAAACGCUGCUGCACUUGGUUUGACCUCGCUAACUGGUUCGGCUACCUCCCCCUAGAACUGUCUCCUGCAGACUUUGAAGCUUGCUUCACUGAUGUCGCAAACGGAGGCCCCGGAUUAUAUGAAAAGUUGGUGGUGCUGGGAGCGAAGACGUUGGGGAUCGUCUCCGAGAUGCAUUUUUAUGAGAUGUAUGAAGAGGCUUCGAAAUGUACAAACACUGAAAAUCUCUACAAGUGGAUGCCUAUCCUCAUCGAACACAUCUUCUGGACACAGAGGCUGCGUUCUGAGCGCCGCCCCGAAGACAACGCGCUGCUGCAGGAUUUGCAGGAGUUGUUUGGUUAUAAGUUUGAUCAUCUGAUCCCUCGCAUUCGAGAAUGCAUAGAAGGGGCUCCGGUCCCUCAGCGUUCAGACACCCCAACAGGAAGAGAGUUAUUGAAGUUGUAUGCUGCAGAUUAUUUUAAUAAGCUCUCCGAUGAGGCGGGAGUCGAUCCCGCGCGACGAGCGUUGUGGGUGGAGGAAGAAGUACAUCAUUUUCUUUCAGGCCCAGCUGUCUCUGCAUUUGCGUAUGCAUGCGUCUCCUUGGGGCCCUACGUAGCUGCGCUCAAAGAAGAGGGACCUGUCAAGGCCCAGCACUUCGUUGAUAUGUUCGAGUCUUUACUUGCAGCCUGCUGGGUUAUCUCUACCGAAGAGAAGGCAAAAAUUUGGAUGCCUAGUCUCAUUCAGAGGCUGAGACAGACGCAGCUAAUGCUGCAGAUGGCUAAGGCAGGAGGAGACAAGUACUUUAUGAACAAAACCCCCUUUAAUAAGCCUUCCAAGACCCCUAUAGAUAUACGACAAGCCCCCAGCUCUAACAACGGCUUCAUCGAUCCCUUCGCCCUUUGGAACGUCGAUCCCAUGCGCAGACCAAACGCUGAAA
Molecule: messenger RNA, 1186 nt
Organism: Eimeria acervulina
Lineage: Eukaryota; Apicomplexa; Conoidasida; Eucoccidiorida; Eimeriidae
Exons: 8
Source: RefSeq, a predicted model, not a curated record